This is a messenger RNA of Callithrix jacchus (white-tufted-ear marmoset), 4484 nucleotides long. The record is from RefSeq and is a predicted model, not a curated record. NCBI's taxonomy places the organism in Eukaryota, Metazoa, Chordata, Mammalia, Primates, Cebidae.
AUGCGACGUGACAGGAGUAUAUCUCAUCUUUCCAGAAUUCCUAGACUCCCUAGGAGGGAAGCAUGUCAGUCUUCUUUUGCAUCCCCGUGCUGCCUUGCACGCCGGCAGACAGAGCAGGCAUGUGACAAACGCCAGGUCGCAACAAGUCUGAGAUUCUUCGUGGAAGAAAUUUUGAGAGAGAAGGCGGGUGCAGACUUCCUUCUGCGGAGACUUCCUUCGGCCGAGACUUCCUUCCGCCGAGACUUCCUUCCGCCGUCCAGGGCUGUUUGUCCUCCUGAGGUGGAGGCUGCCGCUGCCGGCCGGAAGCUGAGCACCAGGGUCUCUUCCUCUCCCCUCCUCCUCCUCCUCCUUUGGGAUGGGGCCCUGCAGUCGUGCUUCCGCCUCAGGUCUCCCGUCAGGACCCGCGACAGGGACCCCGGGCUGCAGGCGCUGGGCGGGCGCGGUGCCCUAGCGGGGCUCGGUCGCCCAGACACCAACUCUCUCGCCUCGCCACGUGGGCGGCGCGACCCGCUGUGGAGUUCAGUGCCACGCAGGAAGGACGGCAGGGACCCGCGCAGGCGGCAGCCCCGUACGCCUGUUUGCUCCUGGCUGUAUCUGGCGUAUCGCUCAUGCUUCAGUCAGGGAAUUGGGCAGUACGUGCCGAAGACGCAGCCGCCACGACGGCCCUUGCCGCCCUCCCCAGUGCGCCUGCGCGCCGGAACGCCCGCGUCUCUGCAGGUCGGCGCCAGCCCUGGCUUGAAGCUCCGGGCGAAGCGGCUCCAAACCACCCGCUCAGCGCACCGCACGCGCAGUCCUUGCCCGCAUGCUGUUCCUGGACUCUGCUGAAAUUCCAGCCAGUUCCGCAGCCCGAAACAUGGAGCACCAAAAUGGCUACCAGCAAGUCUCAGGGCUGAAGAGUAACAUCAACCAAGAAGAUACCAAUAUGAACCCUUUUUAACUGAGUGGAGAUGGAGGAGAAACCCCAGAACCUUGCAGGAUCUUGCUUACCGACCUUAUUUUUCCCCCCAAAAGAGAUGGGCUUAUUUUCUGCAAGAAAAGAGACUUAGAUGGCAUUUUUAAAAGGAGCCAAUGUUAAAGUUUUGUGAAAGUUGGUCUGGGAUGGUGUGGCAUGUGCUGUCUAUAUGAUAGAACUGAGGGUGGGUUAGGGCCCAGGUGAAGGCAGGAUCCAUGCAGGUUCAGUGGGCUGACCUUCUUGUCUGCUUUUCAUCAGCAAUGGUCAGUAACUCCAGUGCCAGAUGACCACUGGAUGACGAUGGUAGACAGUUGCUAGGUGAACCCAGCAUCAGGGUACAUAGCAAGGUUAUUUAAGCUUAUCUGCGUUAAAGUAUCUUCACUGCCAAAUGGUAAGUUACAAGAUGGAUAUAUAAAAUUUUAGUAAAAUAAUUUUUCAGAUUUCCUUGUAGAUAUGUUUAACCCCUAACUUCUAAGGAAAAGCAAUGCUUUUUAUAAGUCAAGCCUUCGUAGUAAAUGUGUGUCGAAUUACCAGUUUUAUAAAUUAAACUCACAAAGAAAUAACAUCUGAUUUCUAAAUAUGGGUAUGUGUGGUUAUUUCAUCAUUGGAGAAACUUCAGGAGUGACUCUUCGGUCUCUUACAAAUCCAGUGACGCAGGCAGAGUCAUAGGGAGCAGAAAGAAGCCCACAUUCUUGCCUCACUAAUUCAUUACUUUUUAAACAAGAUGUUUAAAAAUUACUUCCAGCAAACUAGGAAGUACUGUCUUGCCCAAACUUUAAAGUUUUUUUUCUUUCUCUUUUUGUUUGUUUGCAGCGGGCAGUCUAAUUAUAAUAAAAUUUAAAGAAAGCAGGGGCAUGGUAAACUAUUUUCUUUAUAUUUUUAUUUUCUAUUUCUCUCUUCUUCUUCUCUCUUCUUCUUUUUGUUUGAGACGGAGUUUUGUUCUUGUUGCCCAAGCUGGGGUGCAAUGGCACAGUCCUGGGUUCAAGCAAUUCUCAGCCUCCCAAGUAGCUGGGAUUACAGGCACCUGCCACCAUGCCUGUCUAUUUUUUUUUUUUUUUUUUGCAUUUUUAGUACAGACAGGGUUUCACCAUGUUGGUCAGGGUAAUCUUGAAUUCCUGACCUCAGGUGAUCGCCCACGUUGUGCUCCCAAAGUGCUGGGAUUACAGGCGUGAGCCAUCACACCCGGCCUUAUUUUUUCUUUCUUCUUGUAAAAUGAAGUACUCUUUUCAGUAUUUUUUAACUACCUACCCUGACUCCAUCUCCCUCUUUCCAGUCUUGCCUCCUUUCAUUCCCGGAAUAAUGUUAGUCUUAGGAAGUAGCUUUCUAGAAGCUUCCCCGCAGUAGGUGAUACGAAAGCUUAGGAGUUCUUCUUCUUUCUUUUCAGUGGGUACCGGUGUGAUCAUUGAAAGCAGUUUCCCGUUCAGUUCAGUGUAGUGCUUGGGAAAGGAGGAGUAGAGGGAUGGUGUCUGUUUGAUGAAUAGCUUUCACUGUUUUUUAUUUAUGUUCCCUAAAGCAGUGUUCUCCAGGCAGAAUACUUGAUUGCAAAAGCAGGAGACUUGUAUUCACCUUCUCGUUUUACAUUGAUUUUCUGUUCUGCUUGAGGCCUUUGUGUUUAUAAAUGUAAAAAAAACAAUUAAGAAAAUCUGCCUUUAUUUUAUUUGGCAUUUUUUGGCCUGCCUGUUGAUUGGGGCACCAGUUGCUGUUUUCAUAGGAAAAUGUAGAGGUGUAGACUUUACAUCCUCUAAGCUUCCCUGGAGGUCACCUGCCCGUGGGUAUUAAAUGGGGCUGUAAUCGUGGUCGCUACUGGACUCCUUUACUCUGGCUCAUAGUUUUCAGCGUGUUGGUGAGUGUUUCAAACAAGUAUGACCAACUGUGUUAACUGGCUGCCAUGUUUCUUUUCUUUCUUUCCUUUCUGAUGUCUGUUGUGCACCAGACACCUCUAUAUCCUGAUUCAGCUAUGACUCUUUGAAGCUGCAGGGUGUUGGAGGGUGGGAAAGGACCUGCAUUUCUCUUACAUUCUGUUGGCACUCCUUUAAGGCAUCUAGGAUGCCAGUGUCACAGAGAAUUUUCAGAGAACAGCUGCCUUAGGUUUCUAUAAAUAGGACCUGCUCAUCCCGUUAGACCUCUGUAUCACAGCAUGCUGUACUCAGAAUCUCUACACAUUUUCACUUGCUUAACCUUGCUGUGACUCUAAAGUUUUCAUGCCCUUAGGAUGCAUUAUCCGCUAGAAUGCCUCACGGUUCCCCAAAGUGAGCUUUGUCCAACGUAAGUCAAAACAGACAUCUGGCUAAUGACUACAGUCUGUACAAUGUAGAUACUAUAUUUAGGAAAAAUAAAAAUACACAUAAAUUUGUGUAUAUAUAUAUGUGUGUGUGUGUAUGUGCAGGCCCCAAUAUAUGGUGCUUUAUAGAAAUAUAUUUUACCCAUAUUCAUCUAUUUUUGAAGUCUCCAACUAUAAUAGUGGAUUCAUGUAUUUCUCCUUGCCUUUCUGUCAGCUUUUGCCUCACAUAUUUAAUCUCUGUUGUUAGGCUCCUGCAUAUUAAGGAUUGUUACAUCUCUUUGGAGAAUCGACCCAUUUAUCAUCAUGUAAUAUUCUUCUUUACUCCUGAUAACUUUCCUUGUUCUGAAGUUUGCUCUGUCUAAAGUUCACAGAGUUUCUCCUGCUUUCUUUUGAUUAGUGCUAGUAUGGUGUAUCUUUCUCCACCUAUUUACUUUUAAUCUAUAUGUCUUCAUAUUUAACGUGAGUUUCUUGUAGCCAACAUAUACUUGGGUCUUGUUUUUGGAUCCACUCUGGUAGUCUUUUAAUUGGUACAUUUAGACCAUUGAUGGUUCAAGGUAAUAACAGGUAUAGUUGGAUUCAUGUCUACUGUAUUUGUAGUACUUUCUAUUUGUUGCCCUUCUUCCUCCUCCUCCUCCUCCUCCUCUUCUUCUUCUUUCUUCUUUCAUCUUCUUCUUCUUUUUGUUUGAGACAGAGUUUUUCUCUGUUGUGCAGACUGGAGUGCAGUGGUACAGUCACAGCUCACAUCAGCCUCAACUUCCUGGGCUCAACUGAUCCUCCCACCUCAGCCUCUCAAGUAGUUGGGACUAUAGGCAUAUGCCACCAUGCCUGGCCAAUUUUUGUAUUUUUUUGUAGAGACAGGGUUUUGUUGUGUAGCCCAGGCUGGUCUCAAACUCCUGGGCUCAAGCUAUCCACUUGACUCAGCCUCCCAAAGUGCUGGGAUUAGGGGUGUGAGCCACUCUGCCUGUCUCUCUUGUUCCUUAUUUCUUUUUUUUUUGUAUUUCACUCAUUUUCUGUCUUUGUGGAUUUGAUUGAGAAUUUUAUAGGAUUCAACUUUCCCUCCUUUGUUUAUAAUACAUAUUUACAAAUAAUAUAAGCUGAUUUUGAAACAGCACUUACCACUUUAUAAUAGUAUGAACAUCUUAUAAUAAAAUCCUAAGUCCUCCCUCCCAUAUCUUGUAUCAUUGCUGUUACUCAUUUCACUUAUAUAUGUAUACAUAAGCAUGUGUAUAUAUAUAUAUAUACACACACACA